Molecule: messenger RNA, 605 nt
Organism: Oncorhynchus gorbuscha (pink salmon)
Lineage: Eukaryota; Metazoa; Chordata; Actinopteri; Salmoniformes; Salmonidae
Product: GATOR complex protein WDR59-like
Exons: 2
Coding region: 141-473 (110 amino acids)
Source: RefSeq, a predicted model, not a curated record
GACGUUUAGGAAAAACACACAUGAACAAAGACAAGCCAAUGUUUUCUUCAUAGACAUACACGAGAAACAACAAGAGAGGCUGAUGUCUGCGUCAGAAUGGACCAACAUGUCGGCCAUCUUACCUAGGACCGGUCCUGAACAUGGGGCAGUCUCUUAUCUGUUCUAGAUCUGCGGUUCUCUCUCUCUCUCUCUACCCUCUCAGGCUGCUGGACCCAGCCAACACCAUGCAGUUUGAUGACUUUAAGAAGUGUUACGGGGAGAUCCUCCAUCGAUGGGGUCUGAAGGACAAGAGAGCCGAGGUCCUCAAGUUUACAUCCUGUCCUCCUGAACCGCACAAAGGCAUCGAGUUUGGUGUGUACUGCUGCCAUUGUCGUAGCCAGGUGCGGGGGACUCAGUGUGCUGUGUGUAGCGCUUCACCUUCCAGUGUGCCAUCUGUCACGUGGCUGUCCGAGGCUCCUCUAACUUCUGUCUGAGUUGUGGUCACGGGGGGCACACCUCCCACAUGAUGGAGUGGUUCAGAACACAGGACGAAUGUCCCACAGGCUGCGGCUGCCACUGUCUGCUACAGAGCACCUUCUGAGAGAGACGCUGAGACACAGACUGAU